AUGAAUGAUCAGGAGCACGACUCAAUGGCGCGUCAGAAGCCCGGCAUCCUCCGCCGUGUAUGGCCGACCAGUCCUGUUGAUCCAGACACCUUCAAUAUCAACCUUGUCAUUGUUCCCGCAGUCGGCGCUCCAGCUGUCGAUCGAUUCUUGAAAAGCAAUUGGGCUUGGUUGAUCGAGCUGGCCAGGUAUUCUGAGGUGCAUCCCCGGAUCUUUCUUUUCGACUAUGUCACGGAGAAGACCGACGGCUCUAUUUGGCAGAGUAUUGUGUUCAGAGGAUCUGAGUUGACGGAUCUGCUUGUCCACGAUACGGAUGCUCUGGCACGGCCCCUCAUUUUUGUGUCUCACGGACUUGGAGGCGUUAUUGUCAAACAGGCGAGUUUCUCGUGGGCACUACGCCUAGCCGACCAGCAAGGAUACAAUCCUUCACUUCGACGGUUUCUCGAAGUUCACUCAGGCACUAUCUUCCUUUCUUCGCCCCACCCAAAGUAUGCUCGUCGAAAUGAUGAUCGGAUCCCCCUCUCUCAUCUUCUUCGAUGCUACAUAAGCCUUUCCAAGGCUAUUUUAGAUCAAGCCGGAGCCGAGGAAGCGAUCAUUCAGACCGUGUGUCGGAAAUAUCAAGAAGCUGCCAUCGAAGUUCCGGUCAUAUCUACUUUUGAAACGAAGCCAACAAAAAUCUCGAUGGGACUCUUCAGGUCUUGGAAAGGGAUCCUUGUCACACGAAGCUUUGCUGAAAUUGCGCUCAAAUAUGAACAGCUCUUCGCUACACAAAAGUCCCACACCGAGGCCAACAUCGUGGAUGCUGGCAGCGACUUAUCCGAGGAGAUUUUUAAACUACUGUGCGCAGUAGUCGCCAAUAGACAGAACAUUCAUGUUCCGUCAAGACCUCAGCCACAACCUGUCCAAGUUGACAAUUUCACAUGGGCCAGUACCGCGCCGGAUCCUGAAGAUAGACCUGAUCAAAUCGUCUCCACCCCUUCGGACUCCAAACACCUGAGCAGCAACCAAGCCGUUUUUGGCUCGACUGAAGCGUCCAGCUUCGUGUUUGUGCAAGGAGUCAAUGACAUUACGCAGAGCCAAGCGGUUGCUCAGGUGCCCUGCCUUGUCCUUGGACCCGAGCCACAAAACCCGGACUUCUUUGGGCGUGGACAAAUUCUUGACAUGAUCUCGAAUUUCCUCAAUCCUAUGGCUGGCGACACAGCGGGCGGUUCUCCCGUCACUCGAUCAUUUUCUUUGUGUGGACUUGCAGGGGUUGGAAAAAGCCAAAUUGCGACGGAAUUUGUUCACCGCCACAUAGCUAGCUAUGAUGCAAUCUUCUGGGUCCAAGCCGAUAACGACAACUCUAUCGCUGAUAGUUUCAUACGAAUUGCAACAGAAAUCAAACUUCUUUCAGGAAACGAAAAGAAGGAUGCUGUCAUCAGCCGGAAUUUGGUCAUGGAGUGGCUUUCAAACCCCGUCAAGAGCAGACCCGAGCGGGAGGAGGAAGGAGACGUAACCACCGAGAUGGCAACCUGGCUCAUUGUCUAUGACAACGCCGAUGACUUGGACUUGCUCAGCGACUACUGGCCCACAACGACCAGCGGCAAUAUAUUGGUGACCAGUCGGGAUCCUCUGGCCAAGUCGUCAUCGUCAUUACCAGGCGUUGAAGGGAUUGAUCUCGAGACGCUCGAUCCUGAAGAGUCGUCAGCCUUGCUGAUGAAGGUCGCUGGGUUCGAGGCAUCUCAAAAGAACAAAGAACAAUCAGCUGCCCUUGGGAAGCGUCUUGGCGGACUCCCACUGGCAUUGGCUCAGAUCGCUGCGGUUGUUCGACGACGGCACAUGACGUUCCAGGAGUUUCUCGACGUGUUCAACGAAGAACCUUCAAAUCGCGAGAUCCUUUUGGGACAAGAGAAAUACCAACAUACGCUAUCCACCAUAUGGCACCUCGACUCACUCUCCUCGCAGGCCCGCAGCCUUCUCAGUGUCCUGUCCCUGCUUGACCCAGACGCCAUCUAUGAAUCUUUAUUCGAUCACGAGUUGAGCCAAGCCAGAGAUCGAACAUUUCCAUCCACGAAGUUGGACUACCUUGAUGCCAGAGGCAGUCUAUUGAAAUCAUCUCUGGUAAAGCGCACCGAAGAUGAGCAGCAACUUCUGAUUCACCGCUUGGUUCAGGAUGCAACAAGAGCACACCUCUCCACUGACCAGCUGGAGCAGGCUUUCGGAACCAGCAUCGACAUUCUUUCCAAGAGCUGGCCAAAAUCAUCGUUUCUCUUCUCACAUGAGACUUCGAUUUGGAAUGCGUCGGACAAGAUUGUGCCGCAUAUUAUUAAGAUGGCUCGCAUAUAUGAACAGGAUCCUGAACGGCAGUUCCCACUUGAGACUCUGCGUCAGCUUGCGGGCUUGCUCCAAAAGGGGGGUUGGCACGUAUGUGAAAAGGGAAAUUUCAAGGUCGCAGAAAGCAUGUUCGCGUCCUCUCUUCAGAUAUGCGAACAACAUGCGCAAGAUAUUCCUGAGGAAUAUGCCGACGCUCUGUUUUGCUCAGGAUCGAUUGCCUCGGACACCAACAGGUUCAAACUACACAUGGAACUGGCGAAGCGACAUUUCAAACAGCGGAUGGAAGUCGAGAAUAAGAAGCCAAAACUCACAUUGGGGGCUGGCCUGGCACACAGUGAGAUGGCUCUUGCACACCUCCUCAAUAACCAGUACGAGCAGACUAUCGAGUAUUCGAUGAAGGCAAGAGAGAUAAAUCAAGAGUCAACCGAGUUCUUGUCUGGCAAGUAUUGGCCAUUUUUCGCCAUAAUUCACCACGCGCAAGCCCUCAUAGGUUUGAACCGACACGAAGAAGCAGAAGGGAUGUUGUUAGAAACUCUGCGAUGGCGACAAGUCCAGUUCGGAGCCAAUGACACUGAAUCAUUCAAAACUGGAUAUGCGCUUCAGGUUCUCGGCACCAUCCGGCAAAAGCAAGACCGCCACGCCGAGGCUUUUGACAUGUUCAACCGAGCGCUUGACAAUUACAAGGCCACAGUCGGUUUGAGUCAUCAUCGAACGGGCCACAUCUUUGUAAAGCUUGGAGACGAGAACAUCUACCUGGGCCCAUUUUCAACGGCAAUGAGCCUCUAUAAUCAGGCGCUGCAGAUAUUCGAGAGUUAUCCGUCAGCAUAUGUACAGGAGAUUGCUCGAACGGCCUUCAAGAAGGCAUUGCUCUACGAGCUGCUCGGAAACAUGACUGAAGCAGCUAGGCUGUCUUCUCGAGCGCGUGUGUUGUACUCGGAGACAGUGUCGGAAUACGUCAGUUACGAUACAACCCUGACGCUUUCGGACUAUGAUUCGAUCGUCUCAAUUUGGGCCAGGUAG
Messenger RNA from Thyridium curvatum, 3330 nucleotides. RefSeq lists its product as uncharacterized. Lineage: Eukaryota; Fungi; Ascomycota; Sordariomycetes; Thyridiales; Thyridiaceae. Gene Ontology annotation, molecular function: ADP binding; protein binding. The transcript is spliced from 10 exons. The record is from RefSeq and is a predicted model, not a curated record. The coding region runs from base 1 to 3330 and encodes 1109 amino acids.